Molecule: messenger RNA, 2154 nt
Organism: Nerophis lumbriciformis (worm pipefish)
Lineage: Eukaryota; Metazoa; Chordata; Actinopteri; Syngnathiformes; Syngnathidae
Source: RefSeq, a predicted model, not a curated record
GUGGCACACCAGUGUGGGACAGAAGGAGCUACAGGCCCCCUCCCACAUUAAAGAGGAGCAGCUUCAUGAUGAAGAUGAAGCUCAGUCCUUCCAGCUUCAUCACAGUCAAAGUGAGGAGAACAGAGGGGCGGAGCUUGUAAGUCAACACAUCACAGAAGCUGAUGGAGAGCAUUGUGAAGAUAUCAAGUCAGAACCAGACAGCAUCUUUGCUCCACUGUCAGACAUGGACCACAUGAUGUCACACUCUUCUGAUCACAGUGACCACAUCCAAAAACCUUUGGAGAGUAAAAAUGACUCUAAAGGUGAUACGAGACAUCACACUAACAACAAACACUUUGACUGCUCUGAAUGUGGGAAGUCAUUUAUACGGAAGUGUCAUUUUACAGAACACAUGAGAAUACAUACUGGAGAGAAACCUUUUACUUGCGCUGUUUGUAAGAAGAGUUUCUCCAGAAAGGGUGGCAUGACCACACACAUGAGAACACACACUGGAGAGAAACCUUUUACUUGCUCUGUUUGUGCUAAAAGAUUCAACACUAAGAAUGACAUGAUAUUACACAUGAGAACACACACAGGUGAGAAACCUUUUACUUGCUCUGUUUGUAAGAAGAGUUUCUCCACAAAGCGUAACAUGACCACACACAUGAGAACACACACUGGAGAGAAACCUUUUACUUGCUCUGUUUGUGCUAAAAGAUUCAACACUAAGAAUGACAUGAUAUUACACAUGAUAACACACACAGGUGAGAAACCUUUUACUUGCUCUGUUUGUAAGAAGAGUUUCUCCAGAAAGGAACACAUGACCAGACACAUGAGAACACACACUGGAGAGAAACCUUUUGCUUGCUCAGCUUGUGCUAAAAGAUUCAACACUAAGAUGAACAUGAUAUUGCACAUGAGAACACACACAGGUGAGAAACCUUUUACUUGCUCUGUUUGUAAGAAGAGUUUCUCCAGCAAGAAAAAUAUGACCAGACACAUGAGAACACACACUGAAAAGAAACCGUGUAGUUGCACUGUGUGCCGCCCUCGAUAUGUAGAAAUAUAUUGGCUUUACCCUAACACCUUUUCUUGAUCAAACACUCUGAAAAACGUCUUCUUGUCCACAGGUUUAUUGACUGUAAAAAGUGUGAAACUGAAAGCGUACAAGCAGAAGGAUGCUUACAUUACAGACAUGCACACUCAAGCAUACUACAAUAAAACAUACAUUGUUCUGUGUAUUGAACUUAAAUGGAUAAAUAAAUGCCACAAAAUAUGUAAUUUAAGUGCUCUACAGCAAACUAGCUUACUAUGCUAACAUUCACUUCACUGUAUGAAUUACGAAAAUUAGCAUGACUGACUUUUGGCCAUAAAACGUCCCAAAUUACAUCACAACCAACAAAUAAUACAAGUCCAUCAAAUAUUAGCAUACUACUCAACAAUACAUACCGAUGAUACUUUGUUUGGCAUGAGAUUCGAGCAUAUGAAAACGUUUGCAAUCGUCACCGAACUAACUUAAAGUAGACUUGAAAGGAGAUCCUUGUUGAGCCCUGUUAACAUGGACAUUACUGUAAACUAGACUAUGCUGCCUCCUGCUGUCUAAAGGAGGAAGUGCACCUCACUGUUGAAUUCCAAAGUGAACUUAAACACUGGUUUUACAUAUAUUAUUAAUAAAUUCAACAAACAAGACAGAACACACUGUGUGUGAUAAGAUGUUCAGGUUUAAGAAUCAGUUGAGUAAACACAAGUGUGUAACAGUCAUGGAAGCUGCAGGGAUGUAAAAACACUUAAACAGUGAUUGUGCUAAAUGUAGUUUAAAAACACAGCAUGUUUAAUAUGAAUGUAUAUUUGAUGUUGUAUGUAGUGCUUCUCAUCUUCUAGUCUUAUAUGUUGUCCUGUACUUACUUUUUAAGUUGUGUGCAUGUAUUGAAUAUUAUAUAUGUCGCUACUAUUUUUUCUCAUCUUUGAAGAGAGGACAUCUUAUUAUUUUCAUUGUUUUUUUCCCACACAUUUUUUCCAUUGCAUUUUAUUGAUGUUAUUAUCCAAUUAAAAGUAUGAAUGAAUAAAAUGGUUAACAAAAUGUGGACUCUGGUAGAUUAGCAGCAUUGUUACAUCAUGGAUGUUAACUACUGCAAAACAUCAACAAAGAAGAAAAAUGCUGAAGUUAGCAACACA